This is a messenger RNA of Polyodon spathula (Mississippi paddlefish), 4775 nucleotides long. Its product is annotated as breast cancer anti-estrogen resistance protein 3 homolog. Gene Ontology annotation, biological process: positive regulation of peptidyl-serine phosphorylation; small GTPase-mediated signal transduction. Gene Ontology annotation, molecular function: phosphotyrosine residue binding; guanyl-nucleotide exchange factor activity. The record is from RefSeq and is a predicted model, not a curated record. Lineage: Eukaryota; Metazoa; Chordata; Actinopteri; Acipenseriformes; Polyodontidae. The transcript has 17 exons. Bases 1383 to 4049 code for a protein of 888 amino acids.
AUUAUUGAGGAGUGUGACUUCACUAAUUUUUCUGCUUGCACAAUCAAUACUCUAUAGACAAGCGUCUUCUCGUGACGCAAGGUUUGUUGCAGUGAUGUGGACUGAAACCUCAAUCGGACACGCCUAAAAAGGAAGUUAGCCAGCCAGCAAGUGACAAAGGAGCUAGUCGUCUUGUCGAGUUAAUAAAAAUGGAAAAAGAGAAGAUGUUUAAAUUGCUAAUCUGAAGUCCAGCAACCAAACGAAAAAGCUUGAACCAGAAAACCAGAACUGGAACCAAUUCAUCAUCAGGACAAAAAAGGAGAGCAUUAUAAAUAUAUCAUCAGGACAAAAGAGCAGAGCGUGAUAAUUCAGCAGUAACAAUGACUGUGUAAAGGGAUGCAGUUUCUCCCUACUGUAAAACGUGGUUUGAUAGAACAAUGGCUCUGUUAAUGAGAUUCCUCUCUGAAGUAUGGCAGAGCUUGUCAGGACUAAUAUUAGGACUCAUAUUCUUCACAGCGUGAAUGAAAGUGGGAGCUGUUUGAUGUAGAAGCUUGCCUUUCUGCCUGAUCGGGUAAUUGAAAGUUACUGCACUAGGUGCCACAUACUGCACACUGGCUUUGUAUAGAAAUAUCAGAAGAGAAACUGAGCUGUCUUGUCAAAGGCUUCAUUGACACUACACACAGAGUCAUUUGUUUGUUCUCACAGCUUCAUAGGCGGGAUACUGGCUUGGAGAAAAAUGGAAACUAACGUGAGCAAUGCAGGGUAUGUAUUCCCAAAAUGCAGGGAACAGAGCUGCUUCUUAAGUUGAGGAGCCUGCUAUAGAUGUAUGCUCGAUCAGACAAAAUGUGUUCAUAAGGAGGAGCCAGUCCCAUCUUGUGAUCUGCCUCAUUGGAUCAAGUUUCCAUUAGUUUUGCUGGAAGUACACUGCUGUGCACUAGAUGAUGCUGGUACUUUCUAAUAUGAAAACACUUGAUCUAGCCUAUUUUACAUAUGUCUAGCAGGUCACUGGAACUGAAGAGCAGCGCCUGAACCCAUUACAAACAGAGACUUAUCAGGAAAUUAAAAACAAUUCUAAUAUUUGUGCAAUUCCAACAAGAACCACUCAGCAUGAUUUCCAACAAAAGUUCUCAAUAAUGCACAAGAUAUAUUUUGGACAAGCCGGGAUGCUGAUCUAGCUAAAAGGACCCUGCGCCACUGCUGCUGCAGAUCUUUCAAGACUCCCUCUGUCAGUCAGGGCUGGAAAUAAGGGCACAACACCAGAUGUUUUAAACCAGAGGAAAUACCUGGUGUACUACUGAAAACCCUUUUGUGGCCUUGGCAUACUGGAGGAAAGACGAGACACAACUUAAUAGGACGCCAAUUCCUAAGGUGUGAAGGAGACCAUUGGAAAGGAAGCACCCACCAUGAAACAUCUGGCCAUUUCAAAAUGGCUAACUCAGCUGGGUCUCCUGGAGUACUGCAAGCUGUUUGAUGAGGAGUAUGAUGGAGUGGAGGAUCUGCUCCACUUGACAGAGGCUGAUUUAAAGCAGAUGGGCAUCCACAACCAUGCACACCGGGCUCACAUCACCUCCAGCAUCCUGGUGCUUCAAGAGAGAGAGAGGAGGAGAGAUCUGAAGAUGAUGGCUGAAGCUAGGUUCGCCAGCCUCCCCAGGAGCAUGCACAGGAGCCGGCAGUGCUCGCUGGCUUCUUCCAUGGAUCUCCUGAGCAGCAGAACCGACACGGCAGAGCCACGCGCCAACGCCUACCAGGAGGUUUCCAUCCACGGCACCCUGCCCAGGAAGAAGAAGGGCACAGCCCCUGUCCGCUCCUGUGACAUGUACAGCCACACGGGCACGCUGCCGCACUCCAGGGUCAGGCCUCCGAAGUCCCCGCUGCUUCACGAUGUGAUUCAGGAGGACCCAUUUGAAGAUGCAAGGAAGUGUUUCAGGAACCAAUACGCUAUGGACCCAGGAAUGGAAUAUGUUAAGUUCUCCAAGGAGAGGUACAUCAUGGAUGGCACUCAGGAGCGGUUACACAAGGAACUGGAGGAGGAGCUGAAGCUGAGCAGUGAGGAGCUACGAAGCCAUGCCUGGUACCAUGGAGCCAUCCCCAGACAGGUAUCAGAAAGCCUGAUCCAGAGGGAUGGAGAUUUCCUGAUCCGGGAUUCUCUCUCCAGCCCAGGGAACUACGUCCUGACAUGCCAGUGGAAGAACAGCCCACAGCAUUUCAAAAUUAACAAGAAGGUGAUGGCCAUGAACGAGGCCUACUCGCGGGUGCAGUACCUGUUCGAGAGGGAGAGCUUUGACAGUGUGCCCUCCCUUGUGCGUUACUACGUAGGAAACCGCAAGCCGGUGUCGGGACUGGUGGGCGCCAUCAUCUUCCAGCCCAUCAACAGAUCCCUACCGCUGCGAUGUCUGGAGGAGAAGUACAGCACGACUCCUAUCAGGAUCGAGUGCUCCGUGCCGGCCGAGAAACCUGAGAACUGCAAGAGGCUGAGCCUCAACGUCAUGAACAACGGACACUCUCUGGACCACAGAGGCAAUCUCCUCAGAAAUAAAGACAGGAGUGGCAGCCAGCCUGCCUGCCUCAACCACGUCCAGGAGAAGAGACGGCCACUCAAGACGCAUCAGUCCGAGAGCUUUCUCCCCAUUGGCUCCAGACCCCAUCCCCAGACACAUACAAUGGAGAUGCAGCCACAACAGAAGUCCACUGUAUUCAGGACUGGAAGUGAGCCGGCCCUCAGCCCAACCGUGCCAAAGAGACUGAUGUUCGAAACACAGGCCGGGGAGGCUAUCCGGGGUUCGGACAGCCAGCUGUGUCCCAAACCGCCCCCCAAACCCAGCAAAGUGCCGUCCCUGCGCCAGCCGCGUUCCCCGCGACUCCAGCAAGCCCCAUACAGCCCUGACGUGAACUACUGUGAGCUGAGACCCUGCAGCCCAGCCGACUGGGAGAGGCUUACCCAGACCGCAGUGUCCCCCAGCAGCUACGUGGAGAGGCUGAGGACCGAGGAGAACAUAAAGACCUGCUACAGGAAGUCAGAAACACAUUUUUCUGUGCUGGAGCUGAACUCUUACCAAGCCACCAUGGAGUUGGUGGAAGACAAGAAUGAAGAGGACGAGAAGGUGCCAGCGUUUGUUCGUCCGAUCUUUGAGACCGUGUCUGUAUUUAGACCCAAUGACUUUGAAUCCCGGCUGCUUCCCUCUGAGAACAAACCACUGGAAACAGUAGUCCUCAAAAAAGCCAAAGAGCUUCUUGUGAGCAAGGACCUAAAGACCAUCGCCAAGCACAUCCUUUUAGCUGACUGCCAGGUUGCUAGGAUACGGAACGUCUCUGAAGAAACAAAGGGGCUGAUGGGAGUGAACUCUGGCCUGGAACUCAUUACAUUGCCUCAUGGACACCAGCUGCGUCAGGACCUAAUUGAAAGGCACAACACAACAUCAAUCGGGGUAGCGGUGGAUAUUCUGGGCUGCACUGGGAGUCUAGAUGAGCGAGCGAUGGCUCUCAACAGGAUCAUUCAAGUGGCGGUGGAACUGAAGGACUCCAUGGGAGAUCUGUAUGCCUUCUCCGCUAUCAUGAAAGCACUCGACAUGCCACAGAUUACCAGGUUGGAGCAAACGUGGACUACCCUGCGACGCAAGUACACUCAGACAGCCAUUACCUACGAGAAAACACUCAAACCCUUUUUCAAUGGUCUAUAUGAAGGAAGUGUAGACAUUCCUCUCAGCAGUACAACAGUUCCCCUCUUGAUGCCUCUUCUCACCUUGAUGGAGCGCCCGGCAGUUACUUUUGAAGCAAUGGAUCUGUGGGACAGCAACGACCAAGGCUGUGAGAUCAUGUUCCGCCACUUGGAAAGCGGCCGCACUGUAGCUGAAAACGCAGAUACAUACAGGAACAACUCAGAACGCAUUCUAGAAGAUUUCCAGCCCAAUGAAGACAUGCUUGAGAUCUUCAAGACUGAUUUUCAGCUCCGGUUACUGUGGGGCAGCAAAGGAGCUCAGGUAAACCAGAUGGAGCGCUAUGAAAAGUUCAAACUCAUUUUAACCGCUUUGUCGAGGAAGCUGGAGCCUCCCGGCAAACACACUGAAUUAUGAGAGGCAACAAAACCAUCUUACGAGGCCUGAAGUAUCCACCAGAGAAAAUCACAAGCCUGGCUGCAUUUCAAAGUGACCGGGCGCUACAUUACUGCGCAGUUGGUUAGAAAGAUAACGAGAGAGGAGAGACCAGUCACAAGGAAGAUGUCACUCCUCAUGUACUGUAACUGUGCCUUUUCUAACCUUUAAUUGACUGAAAUGAAGUUAGAGAAAAAGCUUUGUGUACUACAAUGUUUUAAACAUAAAAAUUUGUUUGGAAGUACACAGUUUAUUAAACCUGCUUAAAGGGUGGACAUUUUCCAUUUCCACCAGCAUUUCUAACAUACAGAUUUGUUUAACUGCUCAGGGCAUAACCUUUGUAUUGGGUAAAUCACACAUUUACCAAGAGAGCACCGAGAUAGAGUGCUAUACCUGUUGAUAUUGUAAAACACUGGGACUCUCAUCAUAAGUUACCUUACUGGUCCGUCUGUUCAUAUAGUGAAGUACCACACAAGUAAAAAAGAAAUGCUGGUUUGGAAGAAAAUAAGGUAACUAUAAAGGAGUUUUAAAAUACAGCAUGUGAAUGCAAGAUUGUGUAAUAUAUUUUCCUGCUGCAAUAUUAUCAACUAACAUGUAAAUAGAAUGACAUAUUAAUUUUAUUAUCUUUGAUUUGAUUAAAUAUUGUGAUGAAAAGUCUAAAUGAGUAACCACGUGACCAACUAAUUAAAGUACACACUGGUAUUGUUA